This is a messenger RNA of Nothoprocta perdicaria, 1290 nucleotides long. It is a transcript of the gene PLVAP, whose product is annotated as plasmalemma vesicle associated protein. Gene Ontology annotation, biological process: positive regulation of cellular extravasation; regulation of vascular permeability. The record is from RefSeq and is a predicted model, not a curated record. Gene Ontology annotation, cellular component: caveola. The coding region runs from base 1 to 1290 and encodes 429 amino acids. Lineage: Eukaryota; Metazoa; Chordata; Aves; Tinamiformes; Tinamidae. The transcript has 5 exons.
AUGGACAAGAGCAGCUACGGCAUGGCCAAGUUCGGCAUGGAGGCCAAGGCGGCCGUGCCCAAGCGCGACUGCGGCUUCUACAUGAAGUACGUCUUCCUCUUCACCUCCCUCAUCCAGUUCCUCAUCAUCCUGGGGCUGGUGCUCUUCAUGGUGUACGGCAACGCGCACGCGGGCACCGACACGCACCUCCAGCUGCUGGAGCGGCAGAUGCAGGAGCGCUACGCCAAGAUCAUCACGCUGAGCGGCCGCAACGCCAACCUCACGCGGGCGCUCAACGCCACRGCCAAGGAGCGGCAGGCGCUGCAGCUGCAGCUGCACAAGGUGCAGCGCGAGCUCGACAAGUGCAACAGCAGCCAGGGCUCCGGCGCCGGCAAGCUGCAGGAGAUGAUGAGGAUCAUCUUCUACCAGAAGACGAAGCUGGACGAGUGCCACAUGACCAUCAGCCUCAUCAACGCCAGCUGCCAGGCCGAGAAGGCGACGCUGCGGAGCCAGCAGGACCAGGCGGCGCUGACACGGCGGGAGCUGGAGGAGCGCUGCGGCAAGGCGAGCGCGGCGCUGGCGGCGGCGAGCCGCGCCGGCGAGGGCUGCCAGCGCGAGCUGCUCACCACGCGCACGGGCUGCGACGCCACGCGCUCCCAGCUGGAGCUGCAGCAGCGCGAGUGCACCACGCUGCGCGACGACGUGCGCUACUCCUUCCAGCGCAUCAAGGAGCUGCUGGGGCCCUACAGCUGCAGCGGCGCCCAGGAGCAGCUCGGCUGGCUGGCGCAGCGCACCGAGGGGCUCUUCCUCUGGCAGCAGGAGCGCGACGCCAAGUACGUGGGCAAGACGGUGUGCACCAUGAUGGUGGCGCAGUGCCAGCUGAACUGCUCGCACGACAAGCAGGACCUGGGCAAGCGGCUGCAGGAGGCCGAGAAGCGCGCGCAGAGCAGCCAGGAGGAGCAGAAGAAGCUGCUGGCGGCCAAGGAGCUGCUGGCCAAGGAGCUGGAGGAGAAGRGCCGGGCGGCGGCGCAGGCAGCCUAUCUCAAGGAGCAGCUGGGCAUGUGYACAGGCUCCAAGGUGGGCACGGGGUGGCAGCUCGGAGUCUUCCUGGACGCGAGCGGCGCGCGGGCGGCCGCGGGCGGCACCUUCGGCGCGCGGCCCGGCGCCUUCGGCAGCGCGGGCGCCUACGUGGGCGCGGACGCCCUGCGCCCCCCCGGGGUCCUCGAGAGCAUGGGCAGGAUCAACGCGGAGGAGAUCCAGCGAGCCGUGCGCAGGAUCAUGGAGCAGUACGUGCCGCCCAACCCCAGGUGA